Molecule: messenger RNA, 388 nt
Organism: Heterobilharzia americana
Lineage: Eukaryota; Metazoa; Platyhelminthes; Trematoda; Strigeidida; Schistosomatidae
Source: the annotation of a GenBank genome assembly
CUUCACCAUCUAAUGAAACAAUUGUCAGAUCAACUCUGGAGCUAAGUUUGAAAUUGUUUGCACCAUGCACAGAGAAGGUGGGAGGUCUCAUAAGGCUAUACAACCCCCAAUUGGAGUCGUUUACAACUUUUUACAGAAGAAAGCUCGAGUGAGGGUUUGGUUAUAUGAACAAUGCAACUUGAGGAUUGAAGGGGUCAUAAUUGGCUUUGAUGAGUAUAUGAAUUUAGUCCUAGCUGAUGCUUGCGAGCGCCAUAUGAAAUCAGGGGCGAAGAGACCUCUAGGGAGGAUUUUAUUGAAGGGAGAAACCAUUACUCUAGUCCAGGCUGCUAACUGAAAGAAUGCUUGUAACCGUUUUUACUGAAUAUAUCACUCAAUAUUUUCAUUCUUA